This is a messenger RNA of Phytomonas sp. Hart1, 1287 nucleotides long. Lineage: Eukaryota; Euglenozoa; Kinetoplastea; Trypanosomatida; Trypanosomatidae. The record is from the annotation of a GenBank genome assembly.
AUGGGGUUGUUCUGGAAAUUUGACUGCAUCUCAGAAGGGUUGAUUUCCUCCGUACCAGUACCAACCACGGGCAACUCCAUAGCCAAUGAAAAUCGAGACCCUGAAGGCCUUUCCAUUCUUGGAUCCCACAGCAACCUAAGAGGUGACACUUCACUCCAGUGUUCUGGUAAUAAGGAAUCGAACGGUCUAAAAGGGGAAUGGAUUGCCAAGUGCAUAUCCAGCAAGACCUUACUGGAUGUGAACGGACGUGUGUUAUCGGUUCAGGAGGCCAGAUUGGCGACAACCUGGCGAACGCACCACGCGUUUAGCGCGCGCUGUGGGUUAGCGGUAAGCCAAACGACAAUUUAUUCUCCGCCAAGGACCCCACACACACCUGCGGGGAUUCCCAAGCAGACCGAAACCCCCGAGGAUUCCACCCAGACGUGUGGUCAGGCGCUUCCUUUCCGGGGGACACCGCCCUGGAUGCUUCGGGAUGCGCGAUUUUAUCGUGCGUGGAAGAUCGACGUUUAUAUCCGCUCCACCUGUGCGGAUCCACACAUUUUGCUCAGUGUCGCACCCCACUACUUUGUCUAUGGUUAUGGUAAUGGUGUGGCUUUGAACGGGAAAAGCGGGCCGCAUCCUCCGACGGGGCAAAAUGGCGACAACGAAAACGCUUUGCCAUGGCCGUCUAGCGUGGAGGACAAGAUCGCGUAUGAUAAACGGAUGCUGGAGACACCACUUGUGUACGAAGAGCCCUACGCCGUCUCGGCCGCGUUCGGAUCCAAGGGGAUACAUCUCUGGAGUGAUCACUGGGUGCGGCAUGGUGAGCGGGUCUCCAGCCACCGUCUUGAACCUUUUUUUUCUAAAGAAGAUUCCUUCUUACAAUCCUUCUCGCCUCUGUCGUUUAUUCAAUUCUCUUCGGAUCAGGAAGGUGGCGUGUCGGGGGAAGGCAUCACACGGAAUGGAUCUUCAACAGAGGGGACGCCUCUUGGAUACCAAGGAUUCGUUCGACUGCAAUGGAGUACGCCCGACCCUUGUUCAGAUGCUCAGAUGGAUGAUACUUUGGUAGCGACGUUAUCUGUUUUUGUUGGUGAAACUCGACACCGGGAUUCACAAAAGGGUGAUCUGGGUACACACAGGGAUGCGGCAAACUCCUCCAAAAACAAUCUUGGAAUUGACAGCAACGAUAUAAAAUGGCAACACGCCUUCGACAGGACACUCCAGCUUGGCCCAGAAACGUCAAAUCUGUUAUUUGUUCCGUAUGUUACUUUACUAGACAGUGGUAGUGAGGUACUUAUUCUUAACUAA